CCGGAAUUCCACGUUCUCCGGAGCGGGGCUUCUGGAGACGGCGGGCGAGAAAACCCGGCGCCCGGAAGCUUUUGCUUUCUUUGACGCAAGGGCUCGGGACGCAGCCGCCGUCGGCCGAGCGCCCGGCGAGGAGCGACCUCAGACGGAGCCUUCGGAGUCCCUCCGCCCCGACCUCGCCCGGUGCCCGAGCCUCGGUCCUCCUCGCCGCUGUCCUCGUGGCCAUGGAGUGUCCGCACCUCAGCUCCAGCGUCUGCAUCGCCCCGGACUCAGCCAAGUUCCCCAACGGCUCCCCGUCGUCCUGGUGCUGCAGCGUGUGCAGGUCCAACAAAAGCCCCUGGGUCUGUUUGACUUGUUCAAGUGUCCACUGUGGAAGGUAUGUGAAUGGCCAUGCAAAAAAACAUUAUGAAGAUGCACAAGUACCCUUAACCAACCAUAAGAAAUCAGAAAAACAAGAUAAAGCUCAGCAUACAGUGUGUAUGGAUUGUAGUAGCUACAGUACAUACUGUUAUCGCUGUGAUGAUUUUGUGGUUAAUGACACCAAGCUGGGACUGGUACAGAAAGUCAGAGAACACUUACAGAACUUGGAAAACUCAGCUUUCACCGCUGACAGGCAUAGGAAAAGAAAACUUUUGGAAAACUCAUCACUAAACAGCAAGUUAUUAAAAGUGAAUGGAAGCACCACUGCCAUUUGUGCCACAGGCCUUCGGAAUUUGGGGAACACGUGUUUCAUGAAUGCCAUUCUUCAGUCACUCAGUAACAUUGAGCAGUUUUGCUGUUAUUUCAAAGAAUUGCCUGCUGUGGAGUUAAGGAACGGGAAGACUGCAGGAAGGCGAACAUACCACACCAGGAGCCAAGGGGAUAACAAUGUGUCUUUGGUGGAAGAGUUUAGAAAGACACUCUGUGCUUUAUGGCAGGGUAGCCAAACUGCAUUUAGCCCAGAGUCCUUAUUUUACGUUGUUUGGAAGAUUAUGCCGAAUUUUAGGGGCUAUCAGCAGCAGGAUGCCCAUGAAUUUAUGCGCUACCUUUUGGACCACCUGCACUUGGAACUCCAGGGCGGAUUUAAUGGCGUUUCCCGCUCAGCAAUUCUGCAGGAGAAUUCCACUCUGUCUGCAAGUAACAAAUGUUGCAUAAAUGGAGCAUCUACAGUUGUCACGGCUAUAUUCGGAGGCUUCCUUCAAAAUGAGGUUAACUGUCUCAUAUGUGGGACAGAAUCUAGAAAGUUUGAUCCAUUCCUAGAUCUUUCAUUAGAUAUUCCAAGUCAAUUCAGAAAUAAGCGCUCUAAGAAUCAAGAAAAUGGACCAGUUUGUUCAUUACGAGAUUGUCUUCGCAGUUUUACUGACUUAGAAGAACUUGAUGAGACAGAAUUAUAUAUGUGCCACAAAUGCAAAAAGAAACAAAAGUCCACUAAAAAGUUCUGGAUUCAAAAACUACCCAAGGUGCUAUGCUUACAUUUGAAAAGAUUUCAUUGGACAGCAUAUUUAAGAAACAAAGUUGAUAUAUAUGUAGAAUUUCCACUGAGAGGCCUAGACAUGAAAUGCUACUUGCUAGAGCCCGAGAACAGCGGCCCCGAGAGUUGCCUGUAUGACCUCGCUGCUGUGGUGGUGCACCACGGCUCUGGGGUUGGUUCUGGACAUUACACAGCAUAUGCAACUCAUGAAGGUCGCUGGUUCCAUUUUAAUGACAGUACUGUAACAUUGACUGAUGAAGACACCGUUGUGAAGGCAAAGGCCUACAUCCUUUUUUAUGUGGAACGCCAGGCCAAAGCUGGAUCAGAUAAACUUUAAUACCUCCUCUAAAUCAUUAUUCGUCAACUGUACCGGACAAACAUUUCCAGUUUUCCAUAAAUACUUGAUCCAAGAUUUAAUUUCAUUAUGCACUUUUCAGUUUCCUAUUUUGGGUUUAGUUUUAUUUUGUCAAUGGUAGUGACUUACUGAACAUGGGCACCAACUUUUUUUUUUUUAGUUCUACCAGAAAACCUCAGCAGAUGUUUUGAUUUGCUGCUUUAGUUGUAAUAAUUGUUUUUAUAUGUAGUUCCAAGAACUUAGUUCUAUUUGACUUUUUUAUAUUAAUGUUUUCAGUUCUCACUUUGAGGCACAUUUGCAUCAAUGCUUUGGUUUCUCUCACAUGCCGAAAGCAAGCUCUGUUCCUGAUCAUGAAGAACGACAUAACUGCCUGCUGUACUGGAGAUCAGGUUGACUCUAAAUCAAGAAUCAUGUGUGCAUGUAAUUUGUGGCCCACGAGAUUUCAGUGACUGCUCAGUAAUCAUUCUUUUUGCUUGUAAGAGAUAACAGAGUGCAUCAUUGAGUAGACCAGGUAAUUGAUGCUCCUGGUAUCUUUCAAGGCUGCUGUUUAUCAGCACUAAAUAAAUUUGGUGGUUCAGUGGUACCUGUACUGAAAAUUCAAGAAUUACUCUGUUGGUUUUUUGGUUUGGGGGUAUUUUUAUGUGUGUUUUAAUAGAGGUGAGAGUACAGAAAAGUCUAAAUAAGACCAAAUACAUUUAGUGUUAAAAAAAUUCUGUGACCCAGCUACAUGGCAUAGGUGUUACCCAGUGAGAUGCAACCAUAGCUUUUGUUUGCUUUUUUGAAUCAGCACCUAAUUCCCCCAUUAGUUGUAGCACUGGGGAUAACUGCAUGUCUGCUUCACUGUUUCUUCCUGCUUUGCCAUCUGGGGUUGAAAUGCCAGCCUCCAGAGUUGAUUCUGACCAUCAUCUGCCCUUCAUGUAACACUGUGGGGUCUGCUUCUACAGAAGGAAAUGAGAAUCUUUAUUACUCUAAGGUUUUAAAAACUCUGGCCUAUCCUGAUAGCAGAGCAAGUUAAAAAUAUUCUCACUUUGAAUAAGUAGAGUUCCUGUUGAGUUUAGUAGUCUUUGUUUUAAAAUUGUUCUUAAGAAAAAUAGGUACAAGAACUAUUUAGAUUUAACUUAAAUUGAAAUUUGGAACCAGAAUCCCAUUUAACGAAGGUGAUCGUGAUUUCCGCGCGUGCUUCAAGCCAGUCUGUUGAUUAUGGGUGGCGGUGGCAUUACUUGCAAAUUACUUAGAGAAGGAACUCCAAAAUAGGCCUGUAUGCAUGGACCACACACUGUUUUCAUGUUCAUCUCUUGUCCCAAUCAUUAUUUUUCUCCCUUCUCAAUUUUCUACAAGUUAUUACAAGGGACAGAAAGUAGUUCAUGUUAAGCCAGCCAACCAGACUUUUUGAUAAUCUUGUUUCUUCUAUUAAACAAAAAAGUAAAGAUUUUAAGUGUGUAAAUGUAAAAGAAAUUCUGGUGCUUGCCGUCCUAGGCCAGAUAUUUGAAGUUGCAGGAGCAGAUGCGGCUUCAUUUUCCACUUUAGUAUUAGCUGCAUAAAUCCCACAUUUUCUCAGAGCAGAACACAUCUGCUAAACACUUUAACAUGACUAGGAACAAAUUGCAAUUACGUUUAACCUUGUCCUGUCCGGUACAGGUGGUCACUAGCCACAAAUUUAAUUAACUUUAAGUUUUUCAGUCGCACUAGCCCCGUUUCAUGUUCUGUGGCACAGAACCGCGCACCGCUAGACCAUUUCCACCAAUGCGUAGUGUUUCCUUGGACAGGGCUGGUCUAAAUUUUCACUCCAGAGAAAAACUUUGCCAUCAUGUUAGGUCUUACCAUUUAAAGAGUCUAGAAGAUAAUUAAGAGGUGAACAUGUAUUUAAAAUGGUUUACAGUGCUAAAUUAGAUUAGGUUGAACCAUAUGAAAUUGUGAUAGUUGACUUUUUGAUCUACAAAAAUGAGUUUUGCAUAAUUUGAUCUAAUCAGUACAUUAACACCACAUCUAAUUGAACUUGAAAUGUGCAUCUUCUUUGAUUUUGCUAAGUAUCUCCUAUGAAUCCAGGCUCUUUUGCUUUAGAAGGUACACAGCUGUAACUUCUAACAUUUGCACUUAGAUCGUUAGUAUCGCUGAAUGGGCAGCUGUUAUGACUUCAACAAUAAAGCUUUGGGCAGUGUUGAUGGUGGUGAAAAGCUGUCUUUUUAUGCCAGGUGGAACUUAGCAAUGGACUGGAUUACCUUGUUGAGGAAAGUGGUCCUCAGGCAACACUGUUGGCUUAAGAGAUAAACACGUCUCUUUGAAUUUUUGUAUUUUUAUUGCUUGAUUUUAAGCAGAAAUGUUUGAAUGGUAUCACGAAGGCUCUUUGGAAAAAUGAUUGCAUCCAUUUGAAUUGUGCACUUGAACACCAGUGAUGUAAAUGUGCCUAUUUGUAUUUUAAAAAUUUAACUGUGUAGCCUUAUCACACCUAUUUUAAAAGCUGAUUUUUUUGUGUGUGUGCUCUUCAGGGCUUUUUCUCUUGUGCCAUGCUGUCUCAGGCAUGUAUGUGGCUUCUCAGAGAACUUAUGCUAAGGCAGGGCCUCAUGCCGGGUCACGUGGCUCCUUGGACAAGAAAACUUUCUCAGAAGUCCUCCCACACAGGGGGGUGAUAGAAACAGUUUGUGGCAACACAAAUCUCUCUCCAUGGUGGAGAAACCUUUGCUUAUCCACUGUAUUCUACUCAGUGUCUAGUGAUGACAAAUGUAAUAGAAUUAAACCGGUAAAGUAUACUGGCCCUGGUUGGUGUUAAAUGUGUAUCUCACCUGUGGAACCUACUCAGCAGCUUGGUUUCUGGGGUUGGGGACGUAUUUAUUUCUUAAAGCCAAACCUCUCCUUCAUUGGUUUAGUGUACAUAAGUCUAGUAAGAUAUACUUAUCCCACCUCAACCUCCACUGUCCCCUAAACCUUUCAUGUCCCCUCUGUUGCUGAUGUGGCCUCUUCACUUGGGCCCUGGCAAAGCUCGUGAGCAAAGUGUGUUCCUGCAGCCAGGCAUGGGUCCCAGGUGACCGAGUGUAGCCAUGGGAACACUCACUGCACAGGAAGAGGUGGGCAUGUGGUAGUGUCAUGGCGUAGUCCAGGGUCUUUGCAUCGCCUCACUGGAUGCAGUACCUUCCCCCUCAGGUCUGAGUGUAAUGGAAUCCAAACUGCCCUCCGUAAGCAUUGGUCGUGCUGUGUUGUAAUCAUUUGCCAUUAAAACCUAGUUUGUAUGAUGCUGAGAGGAUUAUGCAAGUGAUCGAUUUCAUUUAAGUUGUAAUCACAUCCCUUUUCUGCUUCACCAACCUGAACUGUUUUAUGGAAAGUAUCAUUAAAGGUCUGGUCUCUUUC
Molecule: messenger RNA, 5144 nt
Organism: Pteropus alecto (black flying fox)
Lineage: Eukaryota; Metazoa; Chordata; Mammalia; Chiroptera; Pteropodidae
Gene: USP3
Product: ubiquitin specific peptidase 3
Exons: 15
Coding region: 222-1784 (520 amino acids)
Biological process (GO): protein deubiquitination
Cellular component (GO): cytoplasm
Molecular function (GO): cysteine-type deubiquitinase activity; zinc ion binding
Source: RefSeq, a predicted model, not a curated record